AUGUCUCAACAACAAACACACUCAACUGCUAACCCCAACGCUCGCGAUCUCGAAAAACAACAGAACGCUUACGAUACCAAGGAAAGCUUUGGCUCGUCCGAGAAAGAACGCAGCACAGCCACCAAUGACAAGAAGAUCGACUUAGGGGUCAAGCCAGAAGACGAAAAGUUGUUGACUAUAGUGUUGAUCAUUUUCAUUCCCUGGUUAGCUGUCCUUUGGCACAAAGGCAUUGACCAACAGUUUAUCAUUACCCUUAUUUUGUCCUGUUUAUUCUGGUUACCUGGCGUCCUUUAUGCUUACUUUGUUGUCUUUAAAGAUGACUUUAAAUGA
Molecule: messenger RNA, 330 nt
Organism: Lodderomyces beijingensis
Lineage: Eukaryota; Fungi; Ascomycota; Pichiomycetes; Serinales; Debaryomycetaceae
Source: the annotation of a GenBank genome assembly